GGUCAUCAUAUUUUAUUACGGCUCCGACCAUUAUGACUCCAGUCAUCAUUUUUUAUCAUGGCUCCGGCCACCAUGACUUCGGUCAUCAUCUCUUACUAUGGCUUCGGCCACAUUGACUCCGGUCAUUAUUUUUACCAUGGCUACGGCCACGAUCGCUCUGGUCACACUCUCUUCUUAUCGCAUACGGUUAUUUUGAGUAUUGUCGGAGGUGGCAACAAGAGAAAGGUGACUGCUGAACGUCCAGAAUUCACCGAAGGAGAUUGUGCAUUUUCCAAGUUUCUGUUGUCGUACGUAAAUUGCUGGAACUGAGAGGAUUCGAGAGGGGUGGUGAAGGUGAUGAACAAAGCUUGAUCCCGUGGGUGGGAUCCCUCUGUUUGGAUCUUGAUCCGUUCCUUUCCUGAAUUCUUCGCUGUAGAUUUUAUACUUUCUUCCUUUGAUGUUUUGUGUUGUUUAGUGAUUGAAAUGCUGAAAUUUAUGUGUAUCUGUUGAGAAAUAAAUGGUAGAUUUACUAGUAUGAAAUGAAUAUUUGCUGGGUUU
This is a messenger RNA of Rubroshorea leprosula, 537 nucleotides long. NCBI's taxonomy places the organism in Eukaryota, Viridiplantae, Streptophyta, Magnoliopsida, Malvales, Dipterocarpaceae. The record is from the annotation of a GenBank genome assembly.